Molecule: messenger RNA, 1043 nt
Organism: Eucalyptus grandis
Lineage: Eukaryota; Viridiplantae; Streptophyta; Magnoliopsida; Myrtales; Myrtaceae
Product: phosphoglycerate mutase-like protein 4
Exons: 7
Coding region: 135-866 (243 amino acids)
Cellular component (GO): cytosol; cytoplasm
Molecular function (GO): phosphatase activity
Source: RefSeq, a predicted model, not a curated record
GCCUACGUUUGCUUAUUGGCCAAAACACUUAGCACGUUGGAGCUCCUUGAACUAGAAGGUUGGGACUCGCAACUCCAUUCAUUGGUCAACGGCGAUCAAGGACGGACGGUCCAGAGCCAAAUCGCGAGCCUGCCAUGUCGGAUUCGAUCUCGGGAGUUGCUGCUGAUAUGGUUUGCAAUGGCGAUGCUCAAUCGGUUCCAAUUGGGGUAGACUACGCUGAAAUUGUUGUCGUGCGUCACGGGGAAACGGACUGGAAUGCUGAUGGAAGAUUUCACGGCACUUUGGAUGUCGAAUUGAGCGAAAUUGGGAGGCGGCAAGCAAUUGCAGUGGGUGACAGACUGUCCAAAGAAGGGAAAAUUUCUACAAUUUACUCAUCUGACCUAAAACGAGCAUUUGAGACGGCUAAUCUGAUUGCAACUUUUUGUGGUGGACUGGAGGUUAUUAAGGAUCCAAGUCUACGGGAAAGAAAUCUGGGGGUGCUUCAAGGCCUACAGCCCCAUGCUGCAGCUAGCGUCUAUCCUGAAGCCUAUAAAGCCUUUCAAUCACCAAAAACGGAUCAAGAAAUUCCGGGUGGUGGUGAAAGUAUUGAUCAGGUUUAUCAGCGUUGCACUAUGUGUUUGCGAAGCAUCAGUAUGAAGCACAAAGGAGAGCGAGUAGUAGUGGUCACUCAUGGUGGUGUAAUCCGGAUGCUUCAUGAGCGGGCUUGUCCAAAUAAACAGUCUGUGAUUUUCCUGAAUACUUCUGUCCACAUUUUCCACUUGUUUAAUGGGGACAAUUGGGUCGCAAAGUCCUGGGGUGAUGUUAGUCAUCUCAGCCAAAUAGAAUAUCCAAGAACAGGGUUUGGUGGGGAUAAAACUUCUGGUUAGAUCAAGUAUCCUAGAAAUGCUGUCCCAGUAGCCCUACCAGUAAUAAGUUGUGAGACUUACUGAGAAGGAUGAUUUACUCAUUAUUGUCUUAAGGAUAAUUUCAUUAUUGGUCCUUACGUUAUGUGAUUUGUACAAUUGAAGUCCUCGAAUCCUCAAUUUGCAUUAUUGGAUCCUUUA